UGUGUGUGUGUGUGAGAGAGAGAGAGAGAGGGAGAACAAGAGAGAGCGCUACUGCUUUGCACUAACGUUACUUCCCUUUUGUCUUGUUUGAAACAUAAAAACAGUACCUCUGUAUCCCAUUUUUAAAAAAUUGUGGGAUCAGUUAAAACAUUUUAGAAUAAUUUUUUUUAUCUUAUAUUUGGUAUUUUUUUAAACAUCAGUGUUUAAUAAUUUUUUUAUAAUCUUGUAAUAUGGUAUAUGAGGCAUAUUACAUCUAUGAAGCUAAGCAUAGAUAUUAAUAUAUGUAAUUGCAAUGCCUUUAUUUUAGUGAGUUAAGUACACAUAACACAUCAUUUCUGCAUAACUGACCUUUGUCAGACAGACUGCCUUGAUCAGAGGAGCACAGAUAAACUACUGUAUUUAUUUCCCCAAUUGAUCGCCAUUCUGCAAUUAGUUUUUUUUAAUGCCUGGGGUCAUAAUUCAUUUUGCAUAUUAAACAAACACCUGAAUAACCACCAGAGGUGAUCAUUUACAUUAUAUUGUGAUAAACACAAAAUCAACUGUACAAAAUCUAACCCAGGUACAUGUCUGAUCAUUUCUUUUGUGUAAUUUCUGUUUUAAUUUCUGUUGCAGGCAGAGUCUGUGUAUGUGGACACUCACUAUUUGACCCUUUCUUCAGUUUCUCUUGUCUGUCCUCCACAAGCAGAGACUCACUGAUAGACAGCUGUUACCCAUUCUAGGCCUGACACAUCCAAACACGACCACACCGCAAGUGUAUCCUUUACAGCUAAAGAAACACACUACAAUCAACAAUGGCGGUCCAGUUAAGAGUAAUUUUAGAAGAACACAACAUUCAAAAAUUGAAACUUCCAACAGGAAUUCCAAAUACAUUGGAAGAUCUUGUUUCCAUAAUUACUGCAACUUUCCAAUUGCAUGGGGAAAUUGGACUACUAUACCAAGACAGUAACUUUGACAAUCAGUUUUUCAGUGUCACCUCAACUGCUGACUUGCAUGACAAGGCCACUGUUAAAGUGAUCCUAAAAGAGCCGACAAUCACCCUUGACCUACACCCAGUAUUUGAAUCAUCUACAUUGAGUACAGUGAGCACCCAUCCUGCUAGUACUGCUGAAACGGACAUCUGCCCUGGAGAUCAUGAUGCAUCCUCAGAGGUGUCAAACUGCGAAUCUUCAAGUUCCAGUGAUACCAUUAUUCUUCCUGAUUCAUGUCGCUCUGCUGCAUGGCCAGUGCCAUUCCAAGUACCAGAGUUUUCCAGAGACAUAGAACUAAUCCUUGCAGAGGCAAACAACUCGUAUCAUGCCACUGGAAGACACUUCAUGGAUGCCAGUAUUAAAUCAGCAAUAAUGCAAGAGCUUGCAAAAGUAAUUUUUUCAUACACCGCUUACCCAACCAAUGAGCAGAUCCUCUCAGUAGCUGAAGCCUUGGUUUCUAAGUUUCCGUGUCUUAGGGAGCCAGGUUCAUUUGCGGGAUUAUAUGGCUGGCAGCAGCGCAUAAAAAACAAGAUGCACAAUUACCGUGCCAAGCUAAGAUCUCGAAAAUAUUCUUACCCGGAAAUUGAAAUCAACACCUUAAAAAGGAAGCAUCCCGCUGAUGUAGGGCCUUUAAAAAAUAUAAAAAAGGCCAAAAAAGCAGAGGUUAAUUACCUCCCUCCACACCCUACUGGUGAAAGCCAAGAGACACUGGAGAAAGAGAGACUUGAAUUAAUUUGUGAAAUUACAAAGAAAAACAAUGCAAAGAUAAUUGCAGAUAAAAUGAAUAAAACCUUCUCUAGCCGAAGAAUUGAAGUGGUCAGCCUCAGCCCCUCUGUUGAUGUGUUUAAAGAAAGGUGGCCAGCAUUAUUCACUGAGGCUCAGAUCAAGGAGGAGUUCAGACGCAUCACAACGGUUUCCUUGGAGGAGACAUUCCUGCGGAAGCUUGAUGAGUACACACCUGGUCUUUUGCGGCUAAUGCGUGCCAAAGGAGGAGCAGCUGGUUGCAAGAUGCGUCCUCUGCUGGACAGUUCAAAUUUGAGCUCCUUACCAACCUAA
This is a messenger RNA of Danio rerio (zebrafish), 2024 nucleotides long. The record is from RefSeq and is a predicted model, not a curated record. NCBI's taxonomy places the organism in Eukaryota, Metazoa, Chordata, Actinopteri, Cypriniformes, Danionidae.